UGAUUCUAUGUUAGUUGGCACAUACUAACGUGGGGAUUUAGGGCUUGUGUAUACAGUGUGGCCCUGAAAAUUCCCCAGGGUGUGUUAAUGUAGCAGUAGACAAACCCUCAUGCAGUGACCGUAAAAAACCCAACAAGUUAGGUAUGUUCGUCUCCCUAGAGUGUCAUUCGUAGAAGCCACUGAAUGAAAUGCAAGUUAAUGAAUAACACAGUAGAGUUUCAUUCUCCCCUGUGAUAGAAAAAAGAGCCAUCUCAUUCUUGGACGUGCUUGAGAGCCAGCCAAGUAAAAACUUACUCAUGCUUCCAGUGCUCAAACAGCUGUGCUCCGGUUGCAUUCGCAGGGCCAGCCAAUCAGCAGGGUGCACAAAGCUGCACUGGUGUCGGUUUUCAGAAGGAAGGGGAAUGCACAGAAGCGUGGCUCCGGGUGGCAUACGAGAGAGGGAACGGAGCCGUCUGUAGUGAAAGAGGAAGGGUUGUAGCAAAAGGUCAUACCUCUGAAAGUUUUAGCAAAGAAUAGUGCCACUUUUAAAGACUUGCAUCUGACAAAGUGGGUCUUUGCCCACGAAAGCUUAUGCUCCAGUACAUCUGUUAGUCUCUAAGGUGCUACAGGACUUCUUGUCGCUUUUAAAGACUGUUAUUCGAUCACGAUUUUUAUCAUGUUAGGAGGCAAACAGUAAAAGCGGAUCCCAAAUCCACCCGCAAAAUGUCCAGUCUUUUUCAUAAUACUACAACCUGCCUACAUACUCUGUUUUCACCAGCAGCCGAAGAGAGACGUUUUUAUCUCAGCUCCCGUUUUCAGAGAAGUUGGAGCUUGACGUGUCAGAAACACAACAUCUGAAACUUGCUGGUUCAAAGAAGACUCAUUUGAUACAUAUUACUAUUUGCUUCGAGGGCAAGGUGUUUCUUCUCAAAGCAGUCUACAGCUUGAUGGAAGAUGUGGCGCCUUUAAGCUUUGACCAUUACGGGAGGAAGAGCCUCAAAGUAUUGUGAGCAGAGACGAGGAUUUUCUCCUCCGGGCCUGGGCCUGUCAUGGAUGAAGAGACUCAGCACAGCCUUGAAUGCAUUCAGGCUAAUCAGAUCUUCCCAAGGAAGCAGCUGAUCCGAGAGGAUGAAAAUCUUCAGGUCCCCUUCCCUGAGCUUCAUGGCGAGAGCACGGAGUAUGUGGGACGCGCCGAGGAUGCCGUUAUUGCACUUUCUAAUUAUCGACUGCACAUCAAGUUCAAGGAAUCCGUGGUGAACGUUCCGUUGCAGCUUAUAGAAAGCGUUGAAUGCCCAGAAAUAUUUCAGCUUCAUUUGACUUGCAAAGACUGCAAAGUGAUCAGGUGUCAGUUUUCGACCUUUGAGCAGUGUCAAGAGUGGCUUAAGCGGCUGAACAAUGCCAUUCGCCCUCCUUCGAAGAUAGAGGACCUUUUCUCCUUUGCAUACCACGCGUGGUGUAUGGAGGUGUAUGCCAGCGAGAAAGAACAGCACGGUGUUUUGUGCCGGCCAGGGGAGCAUGUAACAUCGAGGUUUAAAAAUGAAGUUGAACGGAUGGGAUUUGAUAUGAACAAUGCCUGGAGGAUAUCCAACAUCAACGAGAAAUACAAGCUCUGUGGCAGCUACCCUCAGGAGCUCAUCGUUCCUGCCUGGAUCACCGACAAGGAACUGGAGAGCGUGGCCAGCUUUCGGUCCUGGAAGCGUAUCCCGGCUGUGGUUUAUAGGCACUGGAGUAAUGGAGCCGUAAUUUCCCGUUGUGGACAGCCGGAGGUCAGCUGGUGGGGCUGGAGAAAUGCAGACGACGAACAUCUCGUCCAGUCCGUGGCCAAAGCAUGUGCCUCAGACUCCAGGUCCAAAAGCAGCAAACUAAUGAACGGAACCUGUUCCAGAGACUCCUCCAAUGGAGGGGAUCUCUCCAACGUGGACUUUGAUUCCUCAAUUUCGAACGCUUCGGGAAUGGAAAGUUUGACCAUCCAACCGCAAAAGCUUUUGAUCUUGGAUGCACGUUCUUACGCCGCGGCGGUGGCCAACCGGGCCAAAGGGGGAGGCUGUGAGUGUCCUGAGUAUUAUCCAAAUUGCGAAGUGGUGUUUAUGGGCAUGGCAAACAUCCAUUCCAUCCGGAAGAGUUUUCAGUCGCUACGCUUGCUGUGCACGCAAAUGCCAGACCCAGGAAAUUGGCUGUCCGCGCUGGAAAGCACCAAAUGGCUGCAGCACUUGUCUGUGCUUCUGAAGUCUGCCCUGUUGGUCGUGCAUGCGGUAGACAGAGACCAGCGACCGGUCCUGGUGCACUGCUCGGAUGGCUGGGAUCGAACCCCACAGAUAGUGGCGCUUUCCAAACUGCUGCUAGAUCCAUAUUACAGGACCAUAGAGGGUUUCCAGGUUCUAGUGGAGAUGGAAUGGCUGGAUUUUGGCCACAAGUUUGCAGAUCGCUGCGGCCAUGGGGAGACUUCGGAAGACCUCAAUGAGCGCUGCCCAGUAUUUUUACAGUGGCUGGACUGUGUCCAUCAGCUCCAGAGGCAGUUCCCUUGCUCUUUCGAGUUUAAUGAAGCAUUCCUUGUCAAAUUAGUGCAACACACCUAUUCUUGCCUCUUUGGUACAUUCCUGUGCAACAACGCGAAGGAGAGAGGAGAAAAGCACACUCAGGAAAGGACCUGUUCCGUCUGGUCUCUGCUGCGGGCAGCAAACAAAGCCUUUAAAAACCUGCUGUACUCCUCCCAAUCGGAAACGGUGCUGUAUCCAGUAUGUCACGUGCGUAAUUUAAUGCUCUGGAGUGCUGUUUACCUGCCAUGUUCUUCCCCCUCCACUCCUGCCGACGACACCUGUGCCCCUUAUCCUGUUCCAGGCUCCAAUCCUGAAGAUCAGUCUCUGGGCAGGCUACCAAAGACAAGAUCGUUCGACAAUCUGACCACAGCCUGCGACAGCAACGUGCCUACCGCGAACCGACGCAGCAGCGACCCUAGCCUCAACGAAAAGUGGCAGGAGCACAGAAGGUGGCUGGAGCUGAGCAGCCUGGGCAGCCCCGGUGAGGACAAAGCCGGCAGGGCUCUGGUGGGGGCAGAGCUUUCCGUCGCAGCCGGCGUGGCCGAGGGACAAAUGGAGAACAUUUUGCAAGAGGCCACGAAAGAGGAUGUUGGUCUGGAGGAGCUCUUGAGGGGCACGUUGGAGACAAUGGGCAAAGAGGAAGAAGAAAUUAUCCUGGGCAAGGAGACCAGAACUGAAAAUCUUGAUGGGUAUAUCGAUGGCCACUGUGAAAAGACGGAGGUGGAUACAGACACUUUAAUAAACAAUCCAGUGUCCAAGCCACAUCCAGUUUCACAAGGUGUUUCAGAGCUGAAAGGACAAGAGGAGGAGCCUGUGGACAUAGGUCACGCUGGCCAGACGUUCCCUCUGGCGAAAGAACUCCACUCUGUCCCCUUGGAGAGGACUGUCAGUCGGGUGGAGGACGUGGAAGAAGAGAUUAGUAGGCGUCACGUAGAAACAGAGAGCCCUUUUAGCACCCCAGAGCCCAGCCUGAUCCACCAUGAAGUGAAAACGUCCAACGUGGACAGUUCUACCGAAACCCUCACAGAGCAUGGAGCAAAGCAAGAGCUGAUGGAGAGAGACCCUGGCCCCGGAUUUCACGGGGUGGACAAUGGUGUGGAGGCGCUUUCUCAAACGUCCGAAAACAAACCCGACGGGGACACCAUGGUAGAGCGACACAGAAUGGGAACGAAAGUAAACAGGACUUCUAAUGGCAACCACACCCGCAGCUCAACGCCUUCCCCUAGUGCCUUGCCUUUCGCCGAAUGUAACGAUGAGAUUGUGUGUAACGGGGAGCUGGAAACUGAGAACAAAGUGACAGAGAAACCUCCAGGGUUUAGUAUUACCCCGAAAUACCCUGCGACCAAUGGACACUGUAUGAACGGAGAAGAUGAGCGGAUCAAAGUCUCUCUGAGCCGGCAGAUCUCGGCAGCUAGUUGUAGUUCAGCUCAGUUUCACUUGAGGAACGUGCCCCAUAAGUGGGCGCAUGGCCAUUCUGGGAAGCAACCGACCGCCAGCAGCCCAGAUCAGCCCGCCCGGAGCCACCUGGACGAUGAUGGGAUGCCGGUCUACACCGACGUUAUCCAGCAGCGCCUGCGGCAGAUCGAAACGGGGCACCUGCAGGAGGUGGAAAUAUUGAAGAAGCAAGUGCAGGAGCUGAAGAGCCGGUUGGAGAGCCAGAACCUAAAUAGCUCGCUCCGUUUCAACGGCGACUAUGGGGAUGACGUGACCUCAAAUCCCGACUCGGAAAGCAAUCUGGAUCAGAACUGCUUGUCUCGCUGCAGCACAGAGAUUUUCUCUGAAGCCAGCUGGGAGCAGGUGGAUAAACAGGACACCGAGAUGACCCGAUGGCUUCCAGACCACCUCGCGGCACACUGCUAUGGCUGCGACAGUACCUUCUGGCUGGCCAGCAGGAAGCACCACUGCAGGAAUUGUGGGAAUGUGUUUUGCUCCACUUGCUGUAACCAGAAAGUGCCCGUUCCUAGUCAACAGCUCUUCGAACCCAGCCGAGUCUGCACCUCCUGCUACAGCAGCCUGCACCCCAAUGGCUCCAGCCUGGACCUCGAACGGGAGAAACCCAUCGCCGCCUCGUCCAAUUGAAGCACCAGCCCAGAAGGAAGCGGGGACAGAGACCACGCCGCCACGUCUCCGAAAUGGGCACGCUUGGUGGGCAGAGGCUGGGGGGACAGGAGAAGCCAUGCCCUUGGGCGCUUGGGCCCUGAGUCACGGCGGAGAGGCACAGAGCUCUAGGACAUACCAUUGGCUUGUGGAGUUCUUGUUCAACUUCCUCCCCCUUUCCUUUCUGUCGUGUUGGGUGUGUGUGUGGGGGGGGUGGUUUUUAUGGAAGACUAUAGAAGUGGGGGAGGGUGCUGGGCCAGAACCGGCUCUCCCUAGUGCUUCUCGCUGCCCCCCACCCUCAUUGAACUGUGGCGCAGACAACCGUUUCGAUGGAAUGGAGGACUUCACCCACCCACAGCGCGUGGCUCGCGUAUCUCUGUAGCGUUACGUGCUAGCGCUUUCAGUCACUCCUCUGACUUCCAAACGCAAACGUGCCGUUUGGGAAAUUUGCUGCUAGAAACCACGGGCAGGGUGUUCUUUCCCGAAAGCCACGCCCCCCUCUGUCCCGAGCGUGGGUUUCGCUCGCCUCGCGGCAUGGAAAGGGCCUCAGUCACCGAUGUCCACCCUCAGCGGCUCUGUAGUUGAUCUAUGUUUUGUCGCCGUUAGCCAAGCGGAAACACCCGGACAGCUUGGAAGGGUAUUGACGGGCUUGACAGUGGUGCUUCUGUAAACGCAACUCCGUAAAAAGAGAGCAACGUGUGGAGAAAUUAGAACCUUUAAAACUACUUCCCCAGUCCCGUUUUUUAAUACAGAUUGCAGAGCCGACGGACUGUUAAGGCCCUUGCUGUGGUGCAUCCAAACCUACGCCGAGUGUCAGACCGAUCCUCAAACUCACACUUUAACGAGAGACUUCCAAACAACUGGAAAAUGAGCAAAUUGGGGCUGCUAGGCGGGGAAAAGAAAUAGAUCGAUGCUUGUGAUAGUUGCGGGUCACGUCCUCUCUUUCAGUCUGUGCUCCGUAGACUCCCGAGGUGAAACCACCACUCAAGCAUCUCAAGAACCAAAACAAAUCUUGCCUUUCCCUCCCCCCCACCCCCGUGAAUUUGAAAGCAACUUUUUAAAUCCCCUCUUUAAAUUGUGAGUCUUUGGAACGUAUUUCUUAAUGAGAACGUUCGAUACCCACAAAGCCCUUUUCCUUUCACGGCUGGACGCAGUUGGAAGAAGGAAAAUCUAUUGUAAUGUCCCGUUUUACAGUCUGUGAUCGCUUUUACUUCUGACGCGCUCACGUGGAACAAACUCGCUUGGAGGACGUAAAAGUUUUCGACUGUAAAUGUGCAAGGAGUUAUAAUGGCUCUUGAGCUUGAGGGGUACUUGCCUUCAGUGGACCAUCAAAAUGACACCUCUUCGAGUGAACUUUAUAAGGAGAGAAGCGUCUCUGAACAGCCGAUAGAACCUUAGGGGGAAAGACGUGUUUUAUUCUCGGUAUCACGCCGCUUGGGAAAGGUUCAUACGCUGCUGUAGGGUCAGCUGACGAUCGACGCAAUGGAAAUGAAUGUUCCAAGGGGCUGACGCAGAACAGUGACCGUGCUGUUGUGUGUGUUUCGAAACACGUGGCAAUCAUCGAGGGGGGAGGCGGGGAGGAAAGCAAAGCCGUUGGCGUUUUAUCGCGAAUGAAUUCUGCUCGGGGAAAAUGCAGCAAACAUCCAGACGAAACCGGCUGUCGCGGUUACAGUGCCGGGUACAGCCGAGGAAGUCGGAACAGAAACCGUUGCGACGGCUUGUGGGCGUGGGGUCGUUCUGCACACCCACGGGGUGCAGUUUUGGGGUGCAAAGCGUCUGGGAUUCUGCAGUUUCUAUUGACAGGUGCCAAGAGGUUCUGAUACGGGUUUUUUGGGUAUGUGACAUACAGUGUGAAUAAACGCUUGCAACUCUUAGUCUUUUUUGAUCAAUGAAGCACUUUUUUAUUAAUAUUAUUUUUCUUUGUAUGUAAAGGGGGAACUGAUUUCUCUCCAUAGCUGUAUAUAUAACCCUUCUCUCCUAAGGAGGAGUUAAAAGUGCUCCUAUAUUUUUCAUUUUUGUCAAAGCGAGGAGUAAAUACUUUAGAAUUGUUAAAUAUAUAAAUAAAAGUGAAUAAAGUUUAGCAUUUUGCCUGGGCGCCUUUGCUAAUACACGUCCCUCGUUUAUUUUUCUUUCCUGUCCUUCGUAGGGGAAAUGUUUGAGGUCCACUAGAAACACCAAAAGCUUUCGUAAACCUCCUGCUUUCUUUUUCACUGAGAGUCUUUGCAAGGAACACACCAGUGUUUCUACCCACUUGCUGUGACAUUUACCGCCUGACAAUGCCGUAGUUCUUUGUCGAGCGAUUGCCCCAUCGUCAGAAGCUUUCCCCCUCGCGAGCGGUACCCGUUGGGUCAGCUGUGGAGCCUCCUGGAGCGGCACCUUCAUGGCACAACAAGAUAUACGACUCUGCCAACCCGCUGCCAUC
Molecule: messenger RNA, 7035 nt
Organism: Pelodiscus sinensis (Chinese soft-shelled turtle)
Lineage: Eukaryota; Metazoa; Chordata; Testudines; Trionychidae
Source: RefSeq, a predicted model, not a curated record